This is a messenger RNA of Mycena citricolor, 1153 nucleotides long. The record is from the annotation of a GenBank genome assembly. NCBI's taxonomy places the organism in Eukaryota, Fungi, Basidiomycota, Agaricomycetes, Agaricales, Mycenaceae.
GAAUUGCGAGCUACUGGAACCUUGUUAAAGGUCAUUACUACAUGAGAUCAAGGCUUAUCAGCGACCUGCAUUCGAGGACCAAACUAUGAUAGAGUCUUCAGCCAAAGGUGUUUGGGAUAAUUGAUAUUCAAUACACCCAAUUCCUUCCAUCUCGCCCCGUCGUUUCCAUUUUUAUCCAGCUGCCAGACUCUACUUGCUGCUGUGAGCCAGAGUAUCAGUCAUGUGAUCGUGGCAUACAUCCCAACGCGUCCUGAUCAGAACACCCAUCUACAUCCUUCAACUAGGCUCGACGGGCCCAACUCGUCCCAUUCCCUCUGACAUCUUGUCACGAGGCGCAGAAACAGAGCAGGCUCAAUCGGCUCUCUCUCGAUCAAGCUCGCCCGGAAAUGAAAUAAAGUGAGUGGGGGCUCACUCGCCUUGCUUCCGUCUCCACCACUCCCCGAUCGCAUGCGCACCUUCGUGUCAGCAAUGGAUCUCCCUCCCGCGGGUUAUCACGGCCACACCAGUACGUCGCGUCCCGCUCCCCCGUUCGACGGCAUCACCGAUGUGAAUAUCGUACCGGCAGAUGAAUAUCCAGCCGAUGUAGAGGCCCUCGCGCUCGCGCUCUCCGCCGCACUCAUUCCGUGCACGUUCCUCACUUGCGUGGGUCUCGCUGGGCUGGGAGCACCGGUAAUCGUGGCGGCAUCGGCCACGGGCUUCAUAGCCUCACCGCCAUCUCUCGUUCUGGCUUCGUCGACCCUGGGUGCUGUAUCCGUUGCUGUGGUCCCGCUCCUUUUCCGCGGCCGCCGCCGCCGAGACGGAUCGCAAAGCCGGGGGGCAGCCGCUGCUCUGUCGGCGGAGAAGCGUAGGGCAGGGACCUACGAGUUGCGCGCGGCGUGAGGUCGCGGCGGAGGAAUGAAUCAUCUAUUAGAUGAAUCGCGAUACUGUAGUCUUUUUUUAAUAGGCCUUCACGGCACGCCCUUAUCUGUAUGAUCCUUCCGUGUUUCUAGGGACAGCAAGAGAGAACAUCGCUGCAGGUGUCUCGCAGAAGCUGGUUGGGUGUCUGUCGGACGCGCUGACUCGCUGUGUGAUCAUCAUCAUGCACGAGCGAUCUCGCUCGCGCUGCGAAACUCCCUUGAUUCGGUUUUGUUUACAGCAGCAGCUGCCAUCUUUG